This is a messenger RNA of Oreochromis niloticus (Nile tilapia), 1903 nucleotides long. RefSeq lists its product as uncharacterized. The record is from RefSeq and is a predicted model, not a curated record. The transcript has 6 exons. The coding region runs from base 666 to 1625 and encodes 319 amino acids. Lineage: Eukaryota; Metazoa; Chordata; Actinopteri; Cichliformes; Cichlidae.
ACAUAGCAGCAUUGUGCAUUUACAGUAAAAAUGGAUAUGGUCUCUAUGGAUGCUACUAAGUUUCUUAGAUAAACACAGUUUAGUUUGCAUUUUGUAUCUUACUGUCUAAUUUUGCUUCGCCCUUUUCCUCUUUAUUCUCUUUAACAUCUCUUUAAUAUAUGUUGUUUCCUGUAUUUCUUUAAUUGAGAAAAAGACUGUAUAAAGUGAUGUACUCAGGUGUCUCUCUUAAUAACUGGCUGGUCUGCAGGAGUCUGUCACAGUGUCACACAAGUACAUAAAUGAAACCAUCACAUGAAUAAAUCUAGAAGUUCCAUGCAGACAGUCAUCAUCAUUAUUACUGAAAACUGUAACUUGAAAGUGUUUUAUUUCUCUGACAGAUGAACAAAGGACCUCUGUAUGUUCAUUGUAACUCACAUUUCACUGAUAACACCGUUAUCUUCUCUUGUUCUUCAAUAUUUGAAUGUUCAGAUAGGCUUGUGGGUCCGCUUACUGGGGGUUGGUCUAAUUUCUCCCUUUAAAAAUCUUCCUUCUGACUGUUCGUUGCACUGACGCCUACAACCAGAACACACUGGGAGAACAACGGAGGACAGCAACAGUGUCCAUCUGACAUCAGUCACUACAGAGACGUCACUCCUCGACCCCCUCUGUCACCUCUGGAUCCAUUAAUGGCAUCAUGGGCCCCGAAACCACCAUUCCCAGGUCUCUUCUUCCUUUGGGCAGCAGCUGUGAAGAUGGCUGGUCCUUACUGGGUUUCUGUAGCGGUCGUUGUUUUGAUGACCGUUAGAAACGGUGCGACUGUUAUUGACCCAAACCAGCUCGCACCAAUUGUACAAGAAAUUCUGAACAGGUACACACCAAGCUACAUUGGUGCAGACGGCAACAGAAAGUUCCCCAUGUUCAGUGUGGCUGUGAGCGUCCCACUCAAUAAAGACAAGUUUGAUAUGAGCAAAGUCACUGAUGAUGGUGAAGCUGUGAGGACGAAGAUUCUAAACUGUGAUGUAUACAUAGGUAACAGAGUGGUGGCAGCCACAGUGCUGAGAUGGCGCAAUGUUCUCUAUCAGUGUCCUAAUGAACGUGUACAGUGGCGUGAUGUCCCAAAAAAAUGUAAUAGAAAGGAGAUAAAUACAUGGGCUGAUAUUGACAAAUUUUGUGAUGUACAAUCUAUUGAAAGAAUUCUGUUUGCUCAGGCUGCUCAUGCUGAGUCCCGAACCCUGGACUAUUUCAAAGAUAAGGACAAAAUUAGGAAAAACUCCAAAGAUGAUCUGAUGGUUUUCUACGUCCGUGCCUCCCCAUGUGGUGAAACAUGUACCAACCCAAACAACGAUCGGAAUAUUCUCAGUAAAUUACAAGCAAUAACGAACUGGACGAAUUAUGUUGUUGUGUUUUCAGAUGUAUUUAGACCUGAUGAUAAGAAUAAUAAUCAGGAUCGUGUGAAUGAACUGCGUGGAUCACUUGAGAGGCUUGGGGACGCAAUCGCAGAUCAAGGGCCAAAGGUCAAAGAUAAAAGGUCAAAUGGUCUCCAGCAUAUAUUCCGAUGCUACAGGCAGCCAGAAAUGGAUGAAAUGAAGUGUCUUAUCUGCAAUACCAAUGGUGCUGUAGCACAUAAAUGUAUUUUAGGUGGUUAGCAACCAUGGGGAGAAAGAGAAUAAGACCAAGAGGAAGAGUAACAUGCAUCCAUGUUUAACUUUAAAUGUGUGUGUUCGUCACAGCAAGAUUAACAUGUGCUCCUGAAAUCACAGCUGCCAUCGUGCACUCUGGUCAUUCUAGUCCACGAUACUGUCUGCGCCUCUGAUUGUGUCUGUGAACUGAAACACAAACAGUGUGUGUGGAGCGAGUGUAAUCCAUUUAUAGCCUCUGAUACUGUUUCUGAUUAAAGCUUAAUAAACUGCAUUAAAACAUGUCA